GAGGCGGAGGAGGAGGAGGAGGAGGAGGAGGAGGAGCUGCGGAGCUGCCCUCGGAGGACCACUGCUCACCGGGGCUGCGGAGAAGCCACCGGCCCCACGUCUGCUUCCCCGCGCCGCCGACCGCCACCAUGAUCGCCGCGCAGCUCCUGGCCUAUUACUUCACCGAGCUGAAGGAUGACCAAGUCAAAAAGAUUGAUAAGUAUCUGUAUGCCAUGCGGCUCUCUGAUGAAACUCUGAUAGAUAUUCUGACCCGCUUCAAGAAGGAGAUGAAGAAUGGCCUUUCCAGGGAUUAUAAUCCAACAGCCUCAGUCAAGAUGUUACCGACCUUUGUAAGGUCCAUUCCUGAUGGUUCAGAAAAGGGGGAUUUCAUUGCCCUGGAUCUUGGCGGGUCUUCCUUUCGAAUCCUGAGGGUACAAGUGAAUCAUGAGAAAAACCAGAAUGUCAACAUGGAGUCGGAGGCCUACGAGACCCCAGAGAACAUCGUGCAUGGCAGCGGAAGCCAGCUUUUUGAUCAUGUCGCUGAGUGCCUGGGAGACUUCAUGGAGAAAAGGAAGAUCAAGGACAAGAAGUUGCCUGUGGGGUUCACAUUUUCUUUCCCCUGCCGACAAUCCAAAAUAGAUGAGGCUGUUCUGAUCACAUGGACAAAGCGGUUCAAAGCCAGCGGUGUGGAAGGGGCCGAUGUGGUCAAGCUCCUGAAUAAAUCCAUCAAGAAGCGAGGGGACUAUGAUGCCAACAUUGUAGCUGUGGUAAAUGAUACAGUGGGGACCAUGAUGACUUGUGGUUAUGAUGACCAGCAGUGUGAAGUGGGCCUGAUCAUUGGCACUGGCACCAACGCUUGCUAUAUGGAGGAACUGAGACAUAUUGACCUGGUGGAAGGUGAUGAGGGGAGGAUGUGCAUCAACACAGAAUGGGGGGCCUUCGGGGAUGACGGUUCCCUGGAAGACAUCCGCACUGAGUUUGACAGAGAGUUAGACCGGGGAUCCCUCAACCCUGGAAAACAGCUGUUCGAGAAGAUGGUCAGUGGCUUGUACAUAGGGGAGCUGGUCCGCUUGAUCCUGGUCAAGAUGGCCAAAGAAGGUCUCUUAUUUGAAGGGCGCAUCACCCCAGAGCUGCUCACCAGAGGGAAGUUCAAUACCAGCGAUGUGUCAGCCAUUGAACAGAAUAAGGAAGGCAUCCAAAAUGCCAGAGAAAUCUUGACCCGCCUGGGAGUGGAGCCCUCUGAUGAUGACUGUGUUUCGGUCCAGCACGUGUGCACCAUUGUCUCCUUUCGCUCAGCCAACCUGGUGGCUGCCACGCUGGGUGCCAUCUUGAACCGCCUGCGUGACAACAAAGGUACCCCCAGGCUGCGGACCACGGUUGGUGUGGACGGCUCUCUCUACAAGACACACCCCCAGUAUUCCCGACGUUUCCAUAAGACCCUGAGGCGCCUGGUGCCCGACUGCGACGUGCGCUUCCUCCUCUCGGAGAGUGGCAGUGGCAAGGGUGCUGCCAUGGUGACUGCAGUGGCCUACCGCCUGGCCGAGCAGCACCGGCAGAUCGAGGAGACCCUGGCCCGCUUCCGCCUCACCAAGCAGACACUGCUGGAGGUGAAGAAGAGGAUGCGUGUUGAGAUGGAUUUGGGGCUGAGUAAGCAGACCCAUGACAAAGCUACAGUCAAGAUGCUGCCUUCUUUUGUCCGGAGCAUUCCAGAUGGGACUGAGCACGGCGACUUUUUGGCCUUGGAUCUUGGAGGAACAAACUUCCGAGUCCUGCUAGUGAAAAUCCGAAGCGGGAAAAAGAGAACAGUGGAGAUGCACAAUAAGAUCUAUUCCAUUCCCACGGAAAUCAUGCAGGGCACCGGAGAGGAGCUGUUUGACCACAUCGUCUCCUGCAUCUCCGACUUCCUGGACUACAUGGGGAUCAAAGGCCCCCGGAUGCCUCUGGGCUUCACCUUCUCUUUUCCCUGCAAACAGACAAGCCUGGAUUGUGGAAUCCUGAUCACCUGGACAAAGGGUUUCAAGGCCAGUGACUGCGUGGGUCAUGAUGUAGCCACUUUGUUAAGGGAUGCGAUAAAAAGGAGAGAGGAAUUUGACCUGGAUGUGGUGGCUAUGGUCAAUGACACUGUGGGAACCAUGAUGACCUGUGCAUAUGAGGAACCCAGCUGUGAAGUUGGACUUAUUGUAGGGACUGGCUCCAAUGCCUGCUACAUGGAGGAGAUGAGGAACGUGGAGGUGCUGGAAGGGAACCAGGGGCAGAUGUGCAUCAACAUGGAGUGGGGCGCCUUUGGGGACAACGGGUGUAUGGAUGACAUCAGAACGGAGUAUGACAGAGUGGUGGAUGAAUUCUCUCUGAAUGCCGGGAAACAAAGGUAUGAAAAGAUGAUCAGUGGUAUGUACCUGGGGGAAAUCGUCCGCAACAUCUUGAUUGACUUCACCAAGAAGGGAUUCCUCUUCCGGGGACAGAUCUCUGAGCCUCUCAAGACUCGGGGCAUCUUUGAGACCAAGUUUCUCUCUCAGAUUGAGAGUGACCGAUUAGCGCUGCUCCAAGUGCGGGCCAUCCUCCAGCAGCUGGGUCUGAACAGCACGUGUGAUGACAGUAUCCUUGUCAAGACCGUAUGCGGGGUGGUGUCCAAGAGGGCCGCACAGCUGUGUGGCGCAGGCAUGGCUGCCGUGGUGGAAAAGAUCCGAGAGAACAGAGGGCUGGACCAUCUGAAUGUGACUGUGGGAGUGGAUGGGACACUCUACAAACUUCAUCCACACUUCUCAAGAAUCAUGCACCAAACCGUGAAGGAACUGUCACCAAAGUGUAGUGUGUCCUUCCUCCUGUCUGAAGAUGGCAGUGGCAAGGGGGCUGCCCUCAUCACAGCUGUGGGCGUGCGGCUCAGAGGAGAAAUUACGAGCAGCUAAGAGCCAGAAUCCCCCCAUCCCCAUCCCUCCACCAUUCCCUCCAGCAUUCCUCUCUAAAACCAACGACCCCAUGUUCCACCCAGCCAGCCCUGCUGGAAGACCCAUUGCUGGAGCCCACUAUGCCACAGCAGGAGGAAAGGAACCCAGUUAAUGAAGUGUAAUGUAGGCAACACCAAGCACGUGCUGUUGAUAAUCUCUCACCUGGACCCCUCUCACCCACCCUGCCACUCUGCAUGAUUCGAGUUCGACCCAGCCGUGCAUUGCCCACUUGUGAAAUGUAGUGGCACCCAUGUCUACCACAGGUGCCCAGCCAGGUGGAAAGAUCCCCCUUUUGGACCCACCUUCUGGGCCUCCCAAGCCCAUCCUUGGGGUCACCUCCCCUGUGUGGAAGUGUAUUAUCACCAGCAGACACUGCCCGACUGCCCCUCCCAGGGGACAUGGCCUGAAGGGCGAGUAGGUGCAGGUCUGCUUCCUCCCUCCCAGGACCCUGCCAUCCCAUCUGGAUGUAUCAAUGCCACUGAAUUGUGUGUCCAUUGAACCAGUCCUAGCCACAUUGUGACAGUUUUGCAUUUUGUUUGUCUUGUAGGGUGGGGGAGGUGGGCAGACGUGUGGGAAAACGUCUUGUCUCCAUUGGGGCAAAAGGAAACAACCCACAAACAAUGCCGUCAUUGGACUCUCCCAUCGCUUCCGUGAGCCAUGUUGUAUGACUAGUAAACUUUGUACUGAUUCAAA
This is a messenger RNA of Nannospalax galili (Upper Galilee mountains blind mole rat), 3617 nucleotides long. RefSeq names its product hexokinase 1 (gene Hk1). Lineage: Eukaryota; Metazoa; Chordata; Mammalia; Rodentia; Spalacidae. Gene Ontology annotation, molecular function: fructokinase activity; glucokinase activity; mannokinase activity. Bases 129 to 2885 code for a protein of 918 amino acids. Gene Ontology annotation, cellular component: mitochondrion; cytosol. The record is from RefSeq and is a predicted model, not a curated record. Gene Ontology annotation, biological process: intracellular glucose homeostasis; glycolytic process; glucose 6-phosphate metabolic process. The transcript has 18 exons.